This is a messenger RNA of Aspergillus wentii DTO 134E9, 2654 nucleotides long. RefSeq names its product putative C6 transcription factor. The record is from RefSeq and is a predicted model, not a curated record. The coding region runs from base 336 to 2417 and encodes 693 amino acids. Gene Ontology annotation, cellular component: nucleus. Gene Ontology annotation, molecular function: DNA binding; DNA-binding transcription factor activity, RNA polymerase II-specific; zinc ion binding. NCBI's taxonomy places the organism in Eukaryota, Fungi, Ascomycota, Eurotiomycetes, Eurotiales, Aspergillaceae. The transcript has 5 exons. Gene Ontology annotation, biological process: DNA-templated transcription.
CUAGUUCCGAUAAGAAUGAAGAAACCUUGUGGCAGUCAUCGGUCCGCGAAGUCGCCAACGCUCUGAUUGCUGCUGAAUGCGUUGUGUUUACGGAGUCAAGGAAUAUGGUGGGCUCUGCGCUUUCUUGCGAUUCGCGUCUCUGGCUUCAAUGUCUCCAUUGACCAUUCUCUAGUCGUCCCCACCCCCUCAUCCCUUCUGAUAACAAUCGUCGGCUCUUUCUGAGUUUCCGGACUGUCAAAAUCGCCAUCCAUUAACAUUGCGCGCUUUUCAAUUGGACUGCACCAGCGGGGUGACAGCUAUUUGGAACAAAGUAUCACGUUAUUUCGUCGUUUAUCAUGCCACCUUCAACUAUUCAGGACGGUUCAACCUCGAAGCUCCCCUCUCCGGGAUUCAACGCCGGCGCACGACCUUAUAGGUCGCACAAAGUCAGAGCCUGCGAUUUAUGCAGGAAACGCAAAUCGCGAUGUACGGUGGAUAUCCCUGGUCAAUCAUGCCUCUUAUGUCGGGUCCAAGGAGCGGACUGUCAUUAUCAAGAGGAAUCUGGUCCUGAACAGCCAGCUCCCAGUGCGUCUGAAUCUAAGAGAUGGUCCAUGGAUCAAGUUGGGGAUAACCCUCCUUCGGGCCAGAAACGCAAACGUACAUCAGAUACCACAUCUCCUCCCAUGCCAAAUACAGAUCGCCGACUCGAAAAACCCGUCGGUCUAUCUCGGACGAGUUCUUCCGGAGACGGCCGAAGCGACACCCGGCGUCAAACAGUUGAAGACCCGCAUAAUGAAUCAAUGCUCAUUGUUGGCCCAGUUGUGGCGGAUGAUGCACAAGUGAUUGAGAAGUUCAUGCCCCCAGAGCGGUCUAACGAGUCUGUGGAGCCAACUAGCCAUCCAUACAACGUCUAUUCAAGCGACCCAAGAAAACCCAUCCUUUAUACGACUGUCUCGAGGAGGAGGCAGGGUAUGCGAGUUGGCGUUCCUCCGGGGGAGAACCAAAAAGAAAUCCUCGAACAGAUACUCGGACCUUUCAAGCAUGACCUAGUAAGAUUGUUUAUAGACAGAUUCAAUGUAGCAUUUCCGAUCUUUGAUGGCGAAAGUUUCUGGGAGUCGUACAUCUCGGAUUCGCCAAGUGAGCCACCAGCAUCUUUGUUAUGUCAGGUAUACUCGAUGUCGUUGGUUUAUUGGAAACAUACGCCCAAGCUCGCUUGUCACCCUAAGCCGGACGUUCGAUACGCUGUCAACAUGACCGUGGCUGCUCUCCACGAAGAAUUUUCCGCACCUGGCUUAUCGACAAUAAGUGCCGCUUUGAUUGAUCUUACUGGACGACCCAUAUUCUCGAUGACUGGUAAUGCCAUCAGCUGCGGCCGACUUAUUUCACUUUCUCACUGCCUUGGCUUGAAUCGCGACCCCAGUCACUGGAAACUAUCUCAACGCGACAAGAACAACAGAGUUCGUCUAUGGUGGGGAGUUGUAAUACACGAUCGUUGGGGAAGUUAUGGCCAUGGUGUACCCCCACAAAUUGCGAAAAACCAAUAUGAUGUUCCCCUUCCUACUAUUGAUAUCUUAGUCCCACAACACAUGCGCACCACCGAGCGCGUGAGAGCUGCACAUUGUCACAUCGCCUUAUGUCGAUUGACCGAAAUUCUCGGUGAGCUUUUGCCACUUGUUUACGGUCUGCAGCACAGAUAUCCACGCGAGAUAUCGAAGAAACUCAGACAAAUCCGAACGGAUUUGGAUAUGUGGGAGGACUCUUUACCCGAUUGGAUAAGGACACCGAUAAACAACAAUUCCGAGGAGCGAAUAUCAGGGAUAAGCAGUCUGCAGCUCUCUUUUCUUGCUGUCAAGAUGCUUGUUAGCAGGGUGGAACUCAAUGAGGUCAAUAGUGCGGAAACGGAUAACCCCGAAGCCCGCCGAUACUUCCAAACGGAAUGCCGCAAAUCGGCCGAGGAAAUAGUACGAUUCAUCUCGUGCUUACGGAAGGAAAACUUCAAGGAGUUUUGGCUUUCAUACAGCGCCUUCCACCUCACAUCAACAGCUACCCUACUCGUUCGCUGCGCCCUAGAAACCACAGACACCGAGGUAGCCCGGUCAUGUCUCACCAAUGUUGAAAAUUUCCGAUCCAUUCUCCGCCGUGUGCGGGAGGAAGAGGACUUCGAUUUAGCCGACAUGUGUCUGGACCACUGCGAACGAAUCCUUAACAGACUCCCUGGCAGCGACAACAGCAACACCGAUUCAAACUAUAACGGAUUCGGGCUAAAUGAUCCUCGUCUCGUGAACCCAGCCGCGAUAUCGCUACCAGAAACACAGACAAACAACGACAUCGUUGAUGACAUGAUGUCUAUAUCCGGAACCUUUGGCACAAUGGAUGGAUUUCCAUUCGAUAUGACAGGAAUCUGGGAUGUUUCUGUCUUUCAAGACGUUAAUCUCUAACUUAAUGGACGUUUGUUUUCUCAAAGGAGAGAAGAUGGAGAUAAGAUAUGAGUAUGGACAUUUUGGAUUAUACCCGGGCCAAGAGAAGCCCACAUCUAUAAGGCAAUUAGCUAUAUAGAUAAUGAAGAAGUUUUGAUACAUACUAUGACCUUCUGGUUCCGUUAUUUGUUGUCCCUCUUCCGACGGAAGGUCGGGAAAAGUUAAUUAAAUAUCUUAUCACUAGGCUUAUCUAUAAAC